Xenia sp. Carnegie-2017 is the source of this 549-nucleotide messenger RNA. RefSeq lists its product as uncharacterized. NCBI's taxonomy places the organism in Eukaryota, Metazoa, Cnidaria, Anthozoa, Malacalcyonacea, Xeniidae. The transcript is spliced from 3 exons. The record is from RefSeq and is a predicted model, not a curated record. The coding region runs from base 1 to 549 and encodes 182 amino acids.
AUGACGGAGUUUGCAUCGCAACUCAACAUGAUCAAUGACGGAAUGCUCAACAAAUCAAGAGUUAAAACCACGAAGAGUCAUUUUUUAAGAGCUGAGGCAUUUAUCAAUGCAGGCAUGGAGUCUUCUGCAAGCAAGUUAAACGCUGUAGACUCAAAUUUGAGGCCGAGUAUAAGAUUUGCGCAAACAAAUGAAACACCUUUCAAUGAGCAAACUGGAGCAGAAAGACAAAAGUCAAAGGUUUCGAACAGAAGACAUCGAAAGAUCCAUCCGCAUAUCGACUCACUGCCACCAAGAAUUGUAAAACCACUUCAUCAGUCUCACAAAAUUUUUCAAAGUCGAUCGAUCAAUGUACAAGAGGGAGGUAUAAAUGAACAGGUCAAAACUAUGGCAGCAAUAGCCGUGGUAUAUCGUAGUUCUUAUCGAAGGCACCUAAACAUCGGAGUGCCCGGUCAAUUGACACCGUUGCAUCACCCUCCCAGUUACGUAACUGUGAGUGGUCAUCAUAUCCUGCAGGCAGCCUACAGCACUGCUUGUAUGACAUAUUUGUAG